GCGGCGGCGCGGCGGCGGCUGGGUCGGGCCCCGACGGGCGGCGGCGGCUGAGGUGGAGGCGGAGGGAGGCGGCGGCGGCGGCGAAGGAGGCGGCGGCGGCGGCGGAGGGGGGAAGAUGGCGGCGCCUGUCCUGCUGAGAGUGUCGGUGCCGCGGUGGGAGCGGGUGGCCCGGUAUGCAGUGUGCGCCGCCGGGAUCCUGCUCUCCAUCUACGCCUACCACGUGGAGCGGGAGAAGGAGCGGGACCCCGAGCACCGGGCCCUCUGCGACCUGGGGCCCUGGGUGAAGUGCUCCGCCGCCCUUGCCUCCAGAUGGGGUCGAGGAUUUGGUCUUUUGGGUUCCAUUUUUGGAAAGGAUGGUGUAUUAAACCAGCCAAACAGUGUCUUUGGACUUAUAUUUUAUAUACUACAGUUAUUACUUGGCAUGACAGCAAGUGCAGUUGCAGCUUUAAUCCUCAUGACAUCCUCCAUCGUGUCUGUGGUCGGGUCUUUGUACCUGGCCUACAUUCUGUACUUUGUGCUGAAGGAGUUUUGCAUCAUCUGCGUCAUCACAUAUGUGCUGAACUUCAUUCUUCUUAUCAUCAACUACAAACGACUAGUUUACUUGAAUGAGGCCUGGAAACGGCAGCUGCAGCCUAAGCAGGACUGACAGCCGGACAAACUCUGAACUGACAGUCGGAAGUCCCCUUUUCCAUUAAGUUUAUUUUGCAGCAAUUUUUUGUUUGUUUGUUUGUUUUUUAAUUCUUUACAACAGACACUUUCCCUAAGAAUCUUAAACUGAUUUUUUAAAAUCCUGUAAAUUAGAAGGGGCCCUAGCUAUUUUCUGUGUCAAUCUUCAUUUUAAAUAUGGAUACAAAAAAAAAAAGGAAAGAAAAAAGGAUAUGCCGAGCCAAUCAAAGACAAGCUUUAACUUUACUUUGAAGAUGUUUCUGAAAUAAUAAAAUGUAGCCCUAGCCCCCUGCCCUUGAUUGUAAAGUGAGCAACCAUUGCUAGUAAUUCUCUAAUGUGUACAAAUUCAAUUUCAGGUAUAACAAAUGUGAUCAUGACAUGAAAAUAUUUUAGAAUAGAUACUGUAUUAAAUAUUGCCAUGUUUACAAUAUGUAAUAUGUUUUUAGCCGACGGAUUUAAACAUGUAGAUUCAACUAGAAUCCAUUUAUGUGAUAUUUGUAAAUAAAGGUAGACAUAUUGGAUCCAUCCCUGCAGAACUUACUGUACAGUUUAGUUGAAGUGUAGCAAUGAAGAAUUGUCAGCCCAAUGCUGACUGAAGAAAUAGUGAAAGUAGUAAGUACAGAGCAUCUUGUGAAAAGAACUGACAGCUGCGGGUCCAGUACUGACAGCAAAAAUAAUAGGGUAGUUGGUUCCCUUUCAUCUCCUUCCUCAGAAAGGAAGAAACUAAAUUUGGACAUUCAAGUCAAGCUUGCGUCUAGUCAUAAAACUGGAUCAAUUAUAACCUUACAAAAUGUGUCACGUGACCAGACCUUCACGCCCAAGGCCUUCAGGACACCAAAGAUGGGGAAAUGGCUUAGAUUUCUUUGGAGAAAAGCUGGAAACGUUAAUAUGGCAUUUUUAGGUAAAGUCUCUUACAGUAGCUGAAUUUUCAUGCAGAUAUUCUUCCUUAAUAUGGGUGCCAGUCGACCAAACAGUAUUAGGACCUUGAAAUAACCAGUGUAAGCCCAGUUGCUCCAGAGUAGGAGUGCUCUUGGGUAGCGCCAUAGUAUCUCCUGUUUCAUUCUGCACUAAUUGGAUGUCUAGUUUAAUCGUUGUAGAGUAUUAGCUUUGUAAAUUUUAGGGCUGACACGCUGCUCAACCUGCUCCACCGGGAGUAGUGCAGGUAGAAAUAUCUGAAGGUGAAGUACCCUAAUGGCGUCGCUGCUCUUUCUAGAAACUACGCAAAUGCCCAGGUUUUAAAGGUGAUGUGAAUAAACCCAAAUGAAAUUGCGACAGUAUGCUUCCAUGGUUAACACCUUCUAUCAGAAUGUUAAAAGUGCCUUCUGUCUUAAACCUCAAACCAAAUACUUUGUGUGUUGAACUUGGGCAGAAGUGUCCUUCCUUCCUCUUACCAUGAAGUAGAAAACCUGCAUUAUUCUCUGGAAAGGUUCUGUAUGAUCAUUUUAUUGCUUAGAUUGAGAAGCAGCAGCAAUGUUUUUGCUUCCAGUUAGAGUCAUCACUAUGUUCAAAAGAGACCGGUAACUUUUGAGUGCUUUCCCAAGCCUUCUUUUUGAAGGGCGGACACAGGCUCUGCUCUGUAAACCGUAAUGUGUAGAGUCAGCACCUUUCAGUGGUGUCCAGCUAACUGUCCUGACUGAUGAUGCAAUGUACUUUUCUGGCCCAAGGCAGGUGUAACAUCUGAAUUGUAAUGAACUUUCAACCAGUUUUACCCAGUUUUGUAAAAGUUGAAUUCGGAUUUCCAGGCUUAUGUUUUCCCAUGAAUGUGAAUAUUCCAAUGCCUGUUUUAUUAUGUAUGUAUUGUUCUUGUUUCUGUAGUGAAUGAACUACAGAAAGCA
Messenger RNA from Odobenus rosmarus divergens (Pacific walrus), 2501 nucleotides. It is a transcript of the gene VKORC1L1, whose product is annotated as vitamin K epoxide reductase complex, subunit 1-like 1. The transcript has 3 exons. The record is from RefSeq and is a predicted model, not a curated record. Bases 116 to 646 code for a protein of 176 amino acids. Gene Ontology annotation, biological process: vitamin K metabolic process; peptidyl-glutamic acid carboxylation. Gene Ontology annotation, molecular function: vitamin-K-epoxide reductase (warfarin-sensitive) activity. Lineage: Eukaryota; Metazoa; Chordata; Mammalia; Carnivora; Odobenidae.